CUGGUGGGUGAUGUCAUGCAUGACGUCACUGUCCGCAUCAGAGGAAUCGAGAAGGAACUGAGGAGGCAUGGUGGACAGUUAGUUAUUUCGGAAAAGAAGGAUAAGUAAGUUAUAUAUUCUCAUCAUUAGUUAAAGACAAGCUACAAAAUAUUUGACUGAAAAAAUUUACUUAAGAUUCAUGGCGCACUUCUUUAGCGUCGCUCCUGAAGCCUCGGCGUCAUCCAAGAGUGGUCACGGGUGACCUCCGGAAAUUGAUAUAGGACCUCCAGUUACCAGUCAAGUUCUUCCAACUGUUAAAUUGUCACUUGUUUGCUAAAUCUGUAAAUUUGUCAUGAAGUCCAAGUAUUCUUGUGCCUUUCCUGGUGGUUAUUUGUUAUAAUUUAUUUUGUAUAGAAAAAAUAUCAUGGAGAAAAUAUAUCUGCCAACUUCCUGUUUAAUCUGAAUCUGCUAAUUUAUCUGUUCUAUACUGCAGACAUUAUGGCAAAAUCAAAGAGUUUUUCUAGAAGAGUUGAUAUAUUGAAUGAGAAUACUCAAUAUAAAGAAAAUUCAUUUCUAUAACUUGCUGUAACAUAGUAGUGAUAAAGAGUGGAAGUAAUUAUAGCAGCAACAAUUGUGCCAAUAUUGAAAUGGAACAUCAAUCGAAUAGACCGCCAUGUUUAGCUAAACAAGAUCAGUUUGAGUCUGAAGAAAUAGAUUGUGUGACUUCUCCUGUUAUGAUUCAAAUAGAAGAAGGGGGUGGUGGAAUUCAAGAUGCAUUGGAUCAAGAUGAUAAUGAUGGUGGAAGAUUUGAUACUGCUGAUGAUGCAAGUAGUGAUGGUGAUGGUCCACAGAAAUCUAGAACUAAUAAAACAAGUUCUAGAUAUUCACCUGGACCUACGCAAAGUGGAAAACCAGAGAAAAAUAAAAGAUCAUCUCAUCAAAGAGUAAAAUUACUUGUAAGAAGUCAAGCAGUUCAUGAUGACACCUCACCACCACCAGAUCCAGAUGUAAUAGCUACAAAUACUAAUAUGCUAAGUGUUACUUGUGCUUCAUUGUUUUCUUCUCAAAAUCAAUCGAAGAUAUCUUCGAAACCAAAUCAGUUAGUUAGACAAGGCAGCUCAUUAGGAAGUACCCAGGGCAGCAUGGAAGGUUCUUCUCCUAGUCUUUCACGAGAUUCUAGCACAGAAACAUAUAUGGAAUCUACAGGAAUUGAUAUUCAGCAAUUCAUAAUUGAUACACUGCAUAAAAACCAAAAGGAUAGAAUGAUGCUAUUGAAAAUAGAACAAGAAUUGAUUAACCUUGUGAAAGAUGGAAAAAGGCAAUCCCAUAAGUUUCCACAAAUGAGUUCAUAUAACCGUAUGCUAGUCCAUAGAGUUGCAGCUUUUUUUCGAUUAGAUCAUUAUGUUGAUCAAAAUGGAACUGCUGUUAUUGUCAAUAAGACAAAAAAUACAAGAUUACCCGAUAUAAAAUUUCGUGAACAAAUUCAUGAUGAAUUAGUUCCAGAUGAACCAAAGAAAUCAAUUUUGAAACGUGAUAGUGCUUCAUUUGAGGAAGGAAAAGAGCUGUCCUUGCCCGCCCUGUUGCAGCAGAAGAGCCCUGAGAGGCAGUUGUCCACAGAUGGCAGACACAGCAAGUCUUUUGAAGAGAGGGAAGAAGAAUAUGUAAAAGUGCGAGCAAGGAUAUUUAAACAAGAUGAAGGACUAGGAGAAUCACCACUCUGCUACAGUCAAGAAGGAACAUAUAGCUCUAGCAGACGAAGUAGCCAAGAAGACCUUCGUUGGGCAAGUGAACCUCGUCCUUGGAGUAGUACUGAUUCAGAUAGUUCUGGCCGGCCACAUCUACAACCAGGAACAAAAUCAACUUGUAGCAGCUUUGAGUUUGAGCCAGGAUCACAACCAGUUACUCGUUCAUCUGGACCUUUCACUGUACUUACCAAAACUGAUAUUGAAAAUAAAGAUCUGUUAAUCCCAUCCAGAGGAGCAAGGCCAGCAGUUACUAAAGCAAGCAGCUUUGGAGGAAUCUCUAUACCUACACAUGAUUUAGGCGGUAAAGGUCAUACUCCAAGAAUUACCAAAGCAGAAUCUUUUAAUGUAACUACACUGUCAUCAAGUUACAGUAAUUCCAAUAUGGUAACAGGUGUUGUAACUACUACACUUCCAGAAACAGCAUCUACUCCAACUGAUUCUAAUCAGUUAACUGUUCCUUCAGUUGUUCAAGCACAGCCCAGUCCUGCUUUUCAAACUCAAUCAAUAGAAACAAAUCAGGGAUUUCCUGUGAUUGUUGGUCAGUCACCAUCAUUAUCUAUAUCACAGGUUUCUAGUCAAACUCCAGUAAAUUGGCAAGCAGGAAGCAGAGAAUCUUCAAUACCUUCUGAUUUGUCAACACCUCAGGUAAAUCAACCAGUUGUUUGGCCAGGAUUGGAAGGAAUACCAGCUGGAAGUGUUUUGUUGGGUCCUCAAACAGGUACACCCUACAUGAAUAUGGAUGGUACAGUAUAUCGAACUAGACAGACAAACAAUAUUGGAGGCCAAACUAUGAUGGUUACUCCAUUUCAAACAUUAACAACUGCUACUCCUCAAGUUCAAGUUGCAACUCAAAUUUCUCAUCCUCAGCAACAACAGCAACAUCAGCAGCAGCAACAAACACAACAACCACCACCACCCCCACCUCCUCCACCACCACCACCUCCAUCAACACAACAACAGCAGCAACAACAAUCUCAACAGCAAGCACAACAGCAACAUAGGUCUAUUAUUCAACAACCUUUUCAACAACAGAUUCAGCCUCAAGCAUCAUUGCAGCCAACUAUCGUUUAUGUACCAUAUGUUACUCCACAGUUUCAACCUCAAGUAUCUCCACAGCAACCAUCAGUUUCACAAUUAACACAGCAACCAGUUUCUCCAGAUCAAAGACAAUUAAAUUUGGAAGGAAAUAAUUCUAAUAUGGAUUUGAUCACUCAGUUGUCUGUACUCAGUUUUAUACCAGCUCAAACAACUGGACAGCCUCAAACUAGAGAGAUAGUUCCUCCAGCAUCUGUUCGAGGAAUGGAAAACUCUGCAUCUACUUUAAUGCCACAAGGUUAUGUGAUUCCUGCAAAAAAUCAAGUGUCUAGUGGGCAUCAAAGCAAUGUAACCCAGUUGCCUGUUUAUUAUGUGCCUCAAGUUCCACAAAACUCAUCUCUUCCACCUGUAAGAUAUAUUUAUCCUACAACAUCCAUUGUGCAAACACCUGUCCAACAAUCAUCUUCCACUCAAAAUAUUGGCCUGGGUAUAGGAAAUCAGGGAAUAAGUGAUAUUCAGACUCAUAUGUCUCAACCUACUACUCAACAUACUCAACAAAUUACAGGUUCCCCAUAUUUACCAUCAUAUCCUAUGCUUGGAUUUUCUCAUGGAGAUUCUUCAAAUAUGCCUGCAUAUUUGAAUUAUACAGCUGCUGCUCAAACUGGGGUUUCUUCUGUAACAUCUACAACUUCAGGAAUGUCAAUUCCACUUUAUCCCCAUAAUACUAUAUUAACAAAUAUUGCUAAUGGAGCUCAGGUACUUGCUAGUCCUACUGUUACUCAAGCAAGCCAACCACCAAAUUAUGUUUCCCCUGUUGCAUUAAACACACCAGCUCUACCUAUUACAGGAGCUCUACCUAUGUAUGUAGUUACUACUAGCACAACUUCACCUGUUAGUAUGACAACACCUCAUAUAGGAAAUGGUAUGAGUGCUACCCCUUAUACUUCAUAUCGUGUUCAGACACCUCCAGCACAACCUACUAAUGGAACAGGAUCAAACACUAAUAACAUUUCUUUGGGUUCUCCUUUCCUUAGUUAUGCUCUUUAUACACCUGCUCAUUCUCAGCAUCUACCUGUUCCUCCUAAUGUUAAUAAUAAUAUUCACUCGCCACCAGUUCCAUCAAAUCAGUUUACACCUAGUUUCUUAUCUACUUUUCAAGUUUUAAGGCCAGGUAUCCCUAUAGUUAGUAACAUCAGGAAUAAUACACCACCCCCAUCAGCACCUCCAGCUCCACCACCACCACCUCCAGCACCACCUCAAAAUUUAAUACCUCCUCAGUUUCCAACUCCUCCCCCUCCUGGAAGUACAAAAAGGCAAUUGUCAUUUCCAAUUAUGAAGCCAUCAGAAUUGAAUGUCAGAGAUAUGAAUAUUGGUGCAGGAAGUAAUAGGCAAGAUCAGAAAGGUAGAUCUGCUCCUCUACAUGUUGGCAAUCCAACUACUGGACUUAUAUGCAGAAGAGGCUUAUCUUUAAUGCAAGAAUUUUUUCCUCAGUUGCCUGUUUAUUAUGUGCCUCAAGUUCCACAAAACUCAUCUCUUCCACCUGUAAGAUAUAUUUAUCCUACAACAUCCAUUGUGCAAACACCUGUCCAACAAUCAUCUUCCACUCAAAAUAUUGGCCUGGGUAUAGGAAAUCAGGGAAUAAGUGAUAUUCAGACUCAUAUGUCUCAACCUACUACUCAACAUACUCAACAAAUUACAGGUUCCCCAUAUUUACCAUCAUAUCCUAUGCUUGGAUUUUCUCAUGGAGAUUCUUCAAAUAUGCCUGCAUAUUUGAAUUAUACAGCUGCUGCUCAAACUGGGGUUUCUUCUGUAACAUCUACAACUUCAGGAAUGUCAAUUCCACUUUAUCCCCAUAAUACUAUAUUAACAAAUAUUGCUAAUGGAGCUCAGGUACUUGCUAGUCCUACUGUUACUCAAGCAAGCCAACCACCAAAUUAUGUUUCCCCUGUUGCAUUAAACACACCAGCUCUACCUAUUACAGGAGCUCUACCUAUGUAUGUAGUUACUACUAGCACAACUUCACCUGUUAGUAUGACAACACCUCAUAUAGGAAAUGGUAUGAGUGCUACCCCUUAUACUUCAUAUCGUGUUCAGACACCUCCAGCACAACCUACUAAUGGAACAGGAUCAAACACUAAUAACAUUUCUUUGGGUUCUCCUUUCCUUAGUUAUGCUCUUUAUACACCUGCUCAUUCUCAGCAUCUACCUGUUCCUCCUAAUGUUAAUAAUAAUAUUCACUCGCCACCAGUUCCAUCAAAUCAGUUUACACCUAGUUUCUUAUCUACUUUUCAAGUUUUAAGGCCAGGUAUCCCUAUAGUUAGUAACAUCAGGAAUAAUACACCACCCCCAUCAGCACCUCCAGCUCCACCACCACCACCUCCAGCACCACCUCAAAAUUUAAUACCUCCUCAGUUUCCAACUCCUCCCCCUCCUGGAAGUACAAAAAGGCAAUUGUCAUUUCCAAUUAUGAAGCCAUCAGAAUUGAAUGUCAGAGAUAUGAAUAUUGGUGCAGGAAGUAAUAGGCAAGAUCAGAAAGGUAGAUCUGCUCCUCUACAUGUUGGCAAUCCAACUACUGGACUUAUAUGCAGAAGAGGCUUAUCUUUAAUGCAAGAUAUGUGUUUAUUGGGCCAUCCUCUUCAACAUCAGUUAAAUCCAUUAAUUCUUCAGCAGCAGCGCCCAUUAGCUCGGUAUCCACAUCCUAAUUCUGCUCCAAAUUCCAUAAUUUCAAAUAAACCACCUAAGUUACGCAAACAACGUAGCAAAAGUGGUAAUGUUGUUAAUAAUGUGGGAAGAGGAAAUAUCUCAAAUACUCAAUCUACAUGUGGAAAUAUUUCCAAUACCGGAACUAAUCAUGUUUUAGAAGUGGAAGGGAUCCCAGAAGGAAUGAAGAGAAGUGAAAUUGAAAGGUAUUUAGAGCAAGUGAUUAAUCAUGGGGCCAAGAUCCAGUUUGUCAGUAUAGAUGGUGGUAUCACAUCGCCAGGUGCUGAUCUCACAAUCAAUUCUAAGUACAAGGUUCUUGCGGUAUUUGAAUCUGAUACAGCUGCACAAAGUGCACAACUUAACAUCAAAACAGCAAAGUUUCAGUUACGGCAGCGUCGUAAUGGAAAGGAUGGAUCCAUGAGAAAUAUUAGUUAAUUAUGGAUUACUUUCCUUAGUCUUAUUCAAGCAGACUAUUUUUAUAAAUCACUACAAGAAUGUUUCAUAUUUAUGUUAAAAGUGUUUUCAUUCAAACAAUGGUUGAACAAACUUUGAAAAUAGAACAAAGAUUCACUGGAAAGAUAUAUUUGUCUUCAUGUUAUUGAAAAGUACUUUCUGAAAGUUUCAGGAAGAUAUUUGAAGACUGUAUAUAAAGUUAUAGGUAGAAAGAAAGGAAUUCUAUUUAAAGUAAAUGAAUUCCAAUCACAAGACAUGCUUUCCAUGGUCUCUGUUAUAUGAUGUAUAGAAGCCCCUUCCAAAAAAAAAAGAAAAAAAAUAGUUAUCUUUACUCUUUAUAAAACUAUUGUGCAAUGUAAAACUUCCCAACUGCCAUUGUGGCAAUCUCAAAAUCUUAUUAUUGCCCUUAAUAGUGUUUUUAUUGCAAAAAGAGGGGCAUUUAAAGACUUUAUGGUCUGUUGAGUGAUAUGUACUGUAGUGUAUGGCCAAUGGUUAUGUUUUUCACUGUUUUUUGAUAUGGCCAACUUUUUUGUGGUGUUUUGUCAAAUGUUAAAUCACCAAUCGUUAUCAAAAUUAAAUAAAAUGUUAAAAUCUAUUAAGUAUAAAUUUCAAUCAAGUUUUCUGCCAA
Messenger RNA from Centruroides sculpturatus (bark scorpion), 6540 nucleotides. Its product is annotated as R3H domain-containing protein 2-like. NCBI's taxonomy places the organism in Eukaryota, Metazoa, Arthropoda, Arachnida, Scorpiones, Buthidae. The transcript has 26 exons. The record is from RefSeq and is a predicted model, not a curated record. Gene Ontology annotation, molecular function: nucleic acid binding. Bases 627 to 5894 code for a protein of 1755 amino acids.